GAAAAGGCGCUCGAGCAGCUGUGGAGCCACUGGUACGGCGAGGAGGGCGCCGCGCCGCGAGCCGCGCUCGAGAAGGCGGAGAGGCGCCUCAUGCAGAAUCCUGACACGGCGGGCGAGGCGGAAGCGCUGCAGGAUAUCGCAGCCUCUUUCCCCGACUGGGCGGAGCCACUGAACCGCCUGGCGACGCUGCGCUACAUGCAGGGCGAGUACGCGAGCUCCGUCGAGCUCUGCCGCAGGGUGCUGCGGAUGAAGCCGUGGCACGUUGGCGCGCUGGGCGGGAUCGCCAUGUGCCACGCGCGGUUGGGCAACGAGGAGCAGGCGCGCAAGUGCGCAGAGGCGGCGCUG
Molecule: messenger RNA, 345 nt
Organism: Emiliania huxleyi CCMP1516
Lineage: Eukaryota; Haptophyta; Isochrysidales; Noelaerhabdaceae
Exons: 1
Molecular function (GO): protein binding
Source: RefSeq, a predicted model, not a curated record